AUGUCCAAGACACAACAAAAGUCAAAAGUUGCGGAGGUCUCCCUGGAAUCUAACACAGACUCAAAAAUAUCAGAAGAAUCUAAAUGUCAAAUCCAAGAAAUUUUGCAAUACACCUGUGAAAUGGAACCGAGGAAUCAUGGACACACGCCGCAAAUUCAUUGCUAUCCCAUCCCGCGAAUAUUCAGAGUUUGUCCGAAUAGGCCUGCGGUAGAAAUAACACGUUCAGUCUUUAUCGAUCCAUCAACAGGCGAAGUCGUGCUUCCAUCCAAUUCCACGUAUGAAUUAUUAAAAUUUCGUCCGGUUAAUGCUUUCUAA
Molecule: messenger RNA, 315 nt
Organism: Fomitiporia mediterranea MF3/22
Lineage: Eukaryota; Fungi; Basidiomycota; Agaricomycetes; Hymenochaetales; Hymenochaetaceae
Exons: 2
Coding region: 1-315 (104 amino acids)
Cellular component (GO): mitochondrial inner membrane peptidase complex
Source: RefSeq, a predicted model, not a curated record